Molecule: messenger RNA, 1218 nt
Organism: Malassezia japonica
Lineage: Eukaryota; Fungi; Basidiomycota; Malasseziomycetes; Malasseziales; Malasseziaceae
Gene: PTC2
Product: protein-serine/threonine phosphatase
Exons: 4
Coding region: 1-1218 (405 amino acids)
Biological process (GO): protein dephosphorylation
Molecular function (GO): cation binding; protein serine/threonine phosphatase activity
Source: RefSeq, a predicted model, not a curated record
AUGGGACAAAUUCUUUCGGAGCCCAUUGUGGACAAGCGCACGUCGCGUGGUGAGGAUGACCGUCACCUGUACUGCGUGUCCGACAUGCAGGGCUGGCGUAUCUCGAUGGAGGACGCGCACGCUGCUGUGCUGAACCUCCCGGAGGACGUGAAUGUGCCGUCGAAGGAGCGCGUGAGCUUUUUUGCUGUGUACGACGGCCACGGCGGCCGCACGGUGCAUGGCCGUCUCGUGGAACUGCCCGAGUUCAAGGAGCACAAGUGGGAGUCGGCGCUGCGCCGUGCCUUCCUCAAGACUGACGAGGAUCUUCGUAUCGACCCCGUGUACGCGAACGACACAUCGGGCUGUACCGCGGUUGCUGCGCUGCUCGUGCCCGAGUCGGAGACGAAUGGCCGCCGUAUCUACUGCGCCAACUCGGGCGAUUCGCGUUGCGUGCUCGGCCUCUCUGGUGAGGCCAAGCCGAUGAGCUAUGACCAUAAGCCGAGCAACCCCGAGGAGCACUCGCGCAUCCUCAACGCGGGCGGCUUUGUCGAGUUCGACCGUGUGAACGGCAACCUGGCGCUGAGCCGCGCGCUGGGCGACUUUGAGUUCAAGCAGAACGCCUCGCUGCCCGCCGAGCAGCAAAUUGUCACGGCCGACCCCCAGGUGAUUUCGCACGACUACACCGGCGAGGAGGAGUUUUUGGUACUCGCAUGCGACGGUAUUUGGGACUGCUUGUCGAACCAACAGGUGGUCGAUCUCGUCCGGAGAGGGAUUGCGCAGGAGAAGGAGCUCACCACCAUCUGCGAAGACAUCAUUGACCGGUGCCUCGCUCCCGACGCAGAAGUCGGUGGCAUUGGCUGCGAUAAUAUGACCCUCCUCAUUGUGGCCAUGCUCGGCGACCGCACCAAGCAGGAGUGGUACCAGUGGGUGAAGCAGCGCGUGGAGAACAAGGUUGGCUACGACACACCAGAGAACGUCCCCCCGGUCUUCCGCACGCACCUCCAACAGGACGCACAGCAGCAGUCGCUGUUUGGCGGUAGCAACGCUGCGCAACGCAACGUGGCCCUCUCCCUCAACGGCUUGGGCUCGGGUGGCCUGCUCUCGGCCAUCCCGCGCGUGCUCUCGGGUCAGGGCGCGAGCGAAGAAGAAGUGGAUCAGGCCAGCGAGGACGCGGCCGCGGCGAUCGUCUCGUCGAACGACGAGUCGGAGAAGGCAUCGUCAAAGAACGAGCAAGCGUAG